This is a messenger RNA of Alternaria burnsii, 474 nucleotides long. RefSeq names its product 60s ribosomal protein l44. Bases 1 to 474 code for a protein of 157 amino acids. Gene Ontology annotation, molecular function: structural constituent of ribosome. Gene Ontology annotation, biological process: translation. The record is from RefSeq and is a predicted model, not a curated record. The transcript has 4 exons. Lineage: Eukaryota; Fungi; Ascomycota; Dothideomycetes; Pleosporales; Pleosporaceae. Gene Ontology annotation, cellular component: cytosolic large ribosomal subunit; ribosome.
AUGGCGGCAUUGUCUUUCCGGGACUUAUACGAUCGCAUCCUCGCGUUACCGAUUCUUCGCCAUCGUCUUUUUCGCUCGCUCGUCCCACAUUCGUCGCUAGCAAAGGAAACGGAGAGCUUCAAGGCAUUGAUCACGGACGCUGACUUCCACCCCCAGGUCAACGUUCCCAAGACCCGCCGAACCUACUGCAAGGGCAAGGACUGCAAGAAGCACACCCAGCACAAGGUCACCCAGUACAAGGCUGGCAAGGCUUCGCUGUUCGCGCAGGGUAAGCGUCGUUAUGACCGCAAGCAAUCCGGUUACGGAGGUCAGACCAAGCCCGUCUUCCACAAGAGGGCGAAGACCACCAAGAAGGUCGUUCUCCGUCUAGAGUGCACACAGUGCAAGACCAAGGCACAGCUCGCCCUCAAGCGAUGCAAGCACUUCGAGCUUGGUGGUGACAAGAAGACCAAGGGUGCCGCUCUCGUCUUCUAA